Epinephelus lanceolatus (giant grouper) is the source of this 3029-nucleotide messenger RNA. It is a transcript of the gene mthfsd, whose product is annotated as methenyltetrahydrofolate synthetase domain containing. Gene Ontology annotation, cellular component: cytoplasm. Lineage: Eukaryota; Metazoa; Chordata; Actinopteri; Perciformes; Serranidae. The record is from RefSeq and is a predicted model, not a curated record. Gene Ontology annotation, molecular function: RNA binding.
AUAAACACUGACAAGCAGCUGUUCUAUCAGUCUUAUGUUACAGCGCUCACAUGUGACUUUCCUGCGUGCAGUGUAACCGAGUUUUGUAUCAGAGACUAAUUUCUAUCACCAAUAACACAAUGGAGCCGUCUAUAAUAAUAAAACCUGGAGCCACGAAAUGGGACAUCCGUCAGAAAGUUUGGGACUACAUCGAAGACAAUAAUCUGGCUAAUUUCCCCAGGCCUGUCCACAACAGAAUCCCUAAUUUCAAGGGUGCUUUCACAGCCUGUGCCAAGGUGUCUGAGCUGCAGGUGUUCACCCAUACCGCUGAGGUGAAGGUGGAUCCUGAUAAACCUCUGGAGGGUGCCCGACUGGCAGUGCUGCAGGCGCGGAAAACUUUAUUGGUCCCAACUCCUCGUCUUCGUACCGGCCUCUUCAAUAAAAUCACUCCUCCCCAGGGAGCCAGCAAAGAACAGCUACGCAUAUGCUCCUCCUCUCAGGGUGUGAAAGACUUCAGUGUGCCCGUUGGCCUUGAUGCGAAGAUAAAGGUCAACCUGGUGGUGGUCGGCUCUGUGGCGGUGUCAGAGAAAGGCUUGCGGCUUGGAAAAGGAGAGGGCUACGCCGACAUGGAGUACGGCAUGAUGGCCUCAAUGGGAGCUGUGAAUGAGUCCACUGUGGUGGUGACUGUUGUCCAUGACUGCCAGGUGGUGGACAUUCCAGAGGGGUUGAUAGAAAGCCAUGACCUGACUGUGGACUACAUCCUCACACCCACCAGAGUUAUUAAAACUAAUUGUGGGAUCCCCAAGCCACAGGGAAUCAUCUGGACUAAGCUGGACACAGAAAAGCUGGAGAAGAUCCCCAUCCUGAAGAAGCUGCGUGCUCUAGAGGAACAGGCUGGAAAGGAUGUAACACUGGGGGUGGCGCCCACUACAGCAGAGCCUGGUGUGCAGACCGGUCAACCCAAAAGGCAAACCAGACGGAGGCCAAAGCAGAACAUGCAGCAAGAAGUCGAGGGAGAAUCCAAAGAGGAGAAAAUAGCGGAGUCAGAACAGAGAGCUAGACAGCGCCCAACUAGAGUGAGGAAAGACAGCAGAGGAGAUGGUGGGGGAGACCAAGAGAGAGAGAUCAAUAGGAGAGGAAGGGGAAGAAGAGGAGAGAACAUGAGGGAGAAGGGCCAAGAGGAGGGUGGAGGUGAAGUGACGUCUCAGCGUAAGCUCCCUCUGAAUGUGACCACAGUUUACCUGGGGGGAAUCCCUGCGGGGCUGCGUGUUAGCGAGCUGAAAACCGCCCUCAGAGAGAGAGAGGCUGCCCCACUGAGGCUCACCUGGCAGGGAGCUCAACACAGGGCCUUCCUGGACUACAGCGACCCUCAGGCUGCAGCGCAGGCCCUGGAGGCUCUGCAGGAUCUCAGUCUGAAUGGUCACAGUCUGCAGGCUGAGCUGGCCAAGAGCCAGCGUGGAGGCAAGAGGUCCGGAGCGUCCAAUAGGAGACCAAGACCAUCAACAGGUCCGAAAUCCAAAAUGGCACCGCCAGAUACUGAGAGUGACACCAAUGAAAAGACCGAGCAAUAAUAUAAUAAUAAUCAGCCCGGGAAAUAUUAAAUGUGGAGCAACCUUAAAUGCCUUAAGAAGAAUUUAGGGGUUUUUUUGUUAAUAUUUAUGGAUUUAUGACAAGUGGACAUGAAUUAUUUGAACCAUCUAAAGUGACUGCUAAGGCUAAUUAGCUUACAAUAUGAGUACAAUAUGCAGCUAUUGAAACAAAAAGAAGUUUACUAGAAAAGUAUUUUGUACAUAUCAUUUCACAAUAGACCUAUGUGCCUUGUUUAUUCACACACGCGUCCUGGUCUGUGUGUCCCGAGAGCCUUCAGUCCUUGGAGGUGUUUAUUGAGUCGUUCUUAGAGAUAGACUGCAGUUAUUAUCCUGUUGAGCUAAAGACUGAAUAUGCAGUCUGUUUGUUACAAUACAAGUGUGGAGUAGAUUUUUGUGAAGUGUUCGGUUCAGUUUAUUUCCACACCCAGUUGUCAGUAUUACCUCUGCCAAGAGGUCCUUGGUUUCUGACCUGUUGAUUUGCUUGUUGGUUAUUUCAAAACGCAUUUUACUGCGGCAAUGGGCCAAAGGACUGGCUAGUUUUUGUUGCAGAUAACACCACCAUGUGGUCAUUUACAUAAUUUAUACAACCCUGAUUGUUACUGAGUCAGAAAGCAUACGAGUACAAUUUAAAAUAUCUUAUAUAUCAUUUAUAUAUCCAUAAAGGCCACACCGAUGUUUGACUACACAUGAUUUUCCACCAUUUUGAAUUUUUUGCUAAACACAUUUGUCACCACUCGUACAUAUUUAACCCAAUUUUCACACAGUUUUUAAUAUUUAAUUGACCAUAAUAUUAUUAUUUUCCUAUUCCAUUGCCAAAUUGUAAAAUAGCAAUGUGGCUCAUUUUACACAAAUUGCCAUAAAUCUUGAGCAUACUCUCCCGUCAACCAAAUUUAAAAGGCGUCAACAUAGGAAAUUUUUAAGCCAUUUUGAUUACAGACAACAGCAAUACAUAUGCCUUUAAAUGGCCGUAAUUGUGACAAUUCUCACUCAGUUGAAAACUUGCACUACUCAUCCUUGCACAAAACCAAGGAUUUAGGUACUCUAAAAAAAAAACAAAAACAUAAUUAUCCUUCAGUUUACACUGACUAGCAUUUAUCUUGAUGCAGCUAUUAAAUAUCUAAACUUAUUUUAAUUUACAAAAACAAAUCUAGAGGUUUGUGUAGCCUCGUUCGAGCUUUAAUUUUUGAUUACUACUUGCUCACUGUGCUUUCUACUUGCUUAGGUCUUAUUAAGAAUAUUUUGGAAAUAGACAUUGUACAUUUACAUUUGUGACGUUUUGUAUCUUUUGUUGGUAGAAAUGGCACAUUCAUGGCAUUCUGUUUGGUUAGGCCAGUUUGAGAAUGAAGCCAGCCUCACCAUGUAACGAUUAAGAGAUGCUACCACGCCUAGCUGAACUGUUGUAGUGUUGAUGCAUCUGUUUGUAACACAUUAUAACAUUCUUUACUAAAGCGUUUGACUGAA